CUCGGAUAUGACCUCUUGGGAAGAGUACUUGGCAACACAACAAGCUGUUGAUGGAGUGCAAUUCACAUGGAACCUAUGGCCCCACAGCAGGGUGGAUGCUCAGAAACUGAUCGUACCUGUGGCGUGCUUCUACACACCUCUCAAGGAACGGCCUGCGGACCAACCCCAACAACCUGCGCUGGAGUACGACCCUGUUCUAUGUCAGAAACCCACCUGUAAGGCAAUACUUAACCCACUCUGUUUCGUUGACUUUCGUGCCAAAACUUGGGUUUGCCCGUUCUGCAACCAAAGAAAUCCUUUCCCUGCUCAUUAUGCUGCAAUCGCUGAAGAUAAUCGUCCUCCUGAACUGUACCCACAGUUUAGCACGAUCGAAUACACGUUGAAGAAAGCCACCACUAUGCCGCCGAUCUUCAUGUUUGUGGUGGACACAUGCAUAACAUCGGAAGAACUCAAAGCAUUGAAAGAAAGCUUACAGACGGCGUUGUCUCUUCUUCCUGCAGACGCAGUAGUUGGGAUUAUUAGUUUUGGUCGAAUGGUUCAACUUCACGAGUUAAACGGCACAAAAGAAGUCGCACAAAAGCAAUUGAAGGACAUUCUAGCAAUGAACAUGGGUGGAUCUCCGCGUCCCACUGCUCAUGGUGGUGCACAGGUGAAUUCUAUUCCCACAGGAGCAACAGCCCCUAUGCCAGUGGGCGGUGGUCAUCCUGGAUCUGUACAAAGAACAAAUGUUGCCCAUCAAGGUGGUCCUGCAUGUGCUCCAAUUGGAAUGCAAGCUAUAACUUUCAACAAGUUCCUUCAGCCAAUCAGUGAAUGUGACGAAUCAAUCAACGACAUCAUUGAUCAAAUUACUGUGGAUCGUUGGCCUGUACCUCAAGGUCAUAGACCACUUCGCGCCACUGGCGCCGCACUUGCCGUAGCUGUCACAUUACUCGAACAUUGCUUUCCCAGUACGGGAGCCCGCAUUAUGGUUUUCAUCGGCGGUGCUUGCACUCAUGGACCUGGUGCUGUGGUAGGUGAAGAGUUGAAGACUCCGAUUAGAUCAUGGCAUACAAUCAAAGAAGACAACGCUGUAUACAUGAAAAAGGCCACAAAAUUCUAUGAUUCACUUGCUGUUCGUGCUGUGAAAAAUGGUCAUGUCAUCGACAUCUACUCAUGCGCCCUUGACCAAACAGGACUACUUGAAAUGAAAAAUUGUUUUAACUCGACAGGAGGUAAUGUGGUAAUGGGCGACUCGUUCAACUCAUCGUUGUUCAAGCAAACUUACCAGAGAGCAUUCGACAAGGACGCCAAUGGACAACUUAAAAUAGGAUUUAAUGCUACCAUGGAGGUACGAUGUACUUAA
Messenger RNA from Angiostrongylus costaricensis, 1342 nucleotides. NCBI's taxonomy places the organism in Eukaryota, Metazoa, Nematoda, Chromadorea, Rhabditida, Metastrongylidae. The record is from the annotation of a GenBank genome assembly.